Molecule: messenger RNA, 2028 nt
Organism: Clonostachys solani
Lineage: Eukaryota; Fungi; Ascomycota; Sordariomycetes; Hypocreales; Bionectriaceae
Source: the annotation of a GenBank genome assembly
AUGUCACACCCACAGGUUACUUUCAAGGACACGACCUUUACCGGAAAGACCCUUCUGUCUACUCGUAGGGCGACAGUGUCCAGCAAGACGCUUCAAGCACAGCUUGACCAGCUAAAGUCCACCGGGCGGUACGACUGCUUCAAGCUUAAAUGGCAUCCUAUUUAUGAUGACAAGUCUAUGUGGCCGGUGCCAUUUCAUCUUUUCUGGGACAGUGAUGUGGCCAAAUGGAUCGAAGGGGCCUGCUAUUUCCUUUCGGAAAGCUACGAUGCUGGCAUUGAUGCUGCUGUUCAAGAGCUUGUGGAAAUGAUCAGGGGUGCCCAGCAAGAGGAUGGAUAUUUGAAUGUCCAUUACACUGUUGUUGAGCCUACAAAAAGGUGGUCAAAUCUGCGUGACAUGCACGAGCUAUACAAUGCGGGUCAUCUCAUCGAAGCAGCAGUAGCUCAUCACCUCUUCUACAAGAAUGACCAACUCAAAGCACCAGUAGAGAAAUACAUCUCACUCAUCAGAAAGCGUUUUGGAGCUGCGCAAGGUCAGGUGAGGGGCUAUCCUGGCCAUCCAGAGAUUGAGCUUGCCCUCCUCCGGUAUGCGGCCGUUACCGGGAGUUCUGAGGCGUAUGAGCUAGCCCAUUACUUUCUGACCGAGCGCGGCAACCCCGAGGGACAAGAUGGGAAACAUUAUUACGAUUGGGAGACAGACCAGAGAGGCGAAAGCCAAUAUACGAGGCCAGAUACCUUUCCCGAGAAUCGGUCCUAUUGGUACUGCCAGGCUCAUCUUCCCAUAACAGAGCAGACCACCAUGGAAGGACAUAGUGUCAGAGCCAUGUACCUCCUCACGGCCGUCGCAGAUCUAGUCUGCCUCUCAGACUCGGGUGAUAAACCACUGGGCGAAGAAGCUCACAAGAGUUGGACAAAAGCCCUGGACCAGCUCUGGAACAACAUGGUAGAUAAGAGAAUGUAUGUCACUGGAGGAAUUGGCGCAAUCAAGCAAUGGGAAGGGUUUGGGAUCGAUUAUUUUCUCCCUCAAGGAACAGAUGAGGGAGGAUGCUAUGCCGAAACCUGCGCAUCCAUCGCCGUCAUGAUGCUCGCAGAGAGACUGCUGCACAUCGAUCUUGAUGGGCACUAUGGCGACAUCAUGGAGCUUUGUCUGUACAACAACGUCAUGACCUCGAUGAGCACCGACGGUACCAAGUUUACCUACGUGAACCAACUGGCUAGUUCGGACAAGGACAGGAGCGAGAGGAGCGACUGGUUCUGGUGCGCUUGCUGUCCACCUAACCUCACGAGGCUGUACGGAAGCAUCGGGGGCUAUCUGUGGGAUUAUGGCUCAGGUGACGGAGGUGCCUAUGUUAAUGUUCACCUCUACUCGAGCGCUCAGGUGAGCUUCGCAGUUGGGGAUGAGACCUCGGUUACUCUUCUUCAAGAGUCGAAUUGGCCAUGGGAAGGGAACAUCCGGUUCCAGCUCUCCUCUACUAAGCCAGUGGACACGACACUUCGGUUGAGAGUUCCUGGUUGGGCUCAUGGCAGUUACGAGAUCAUCCCCGCGGCCCCGGAGCAGACGGGGCUGAAGAUCGAGAAAGGCUAUUUGAUUCUGCCGCCUACCUAUACAUCCGAAAACACCGAAUUUUCUCUCGAGAUCAAGAACUUUGCUCCUCGUUACCUCUCCCCACAUCCCUACAGCAUGCAACACGUCUUGACACUGGCUCGUGGCCCUAUCGUGUACUGUGUUGAGGAUGUGGACAACGGCUGGGAGACAAAUCACUUCAAGGAUGUAAUGAUUACCACAGAUUCACGCAUAACCGAGGAAAGAACAAAAGAUGCGGAAACAGGAGAGUCGUAUAUCGCGCUACAUGGCAGUGGGUGGACUCGAUCAGUGCCCAAGUGUGGAGGAGGGGCUCGCCCUUCAGUCGACAGGGACUUGACAUUUGUCCCAUACUACUUUAGAAGUAAUCGCGGGGGCCGGGGUCAGAUGCGUGUUGGCUUGGCUAAUGGGGGCAAUGUUAUUGGUACCGUCUUCCCCGAGCGAAGUUAG